UAACAAGUUGUUAUACUCUUGCAGAGAACAUGAAGAUGUUGAUAUUUAAAAAUAUAAACAAAAUUUCUCUGAUCAACUUACGAUUAUAUAGUUCUAAAGUAAAAUUAAAUGAUGUCGUUAUAGUUAGUGCAACUAGAACACCUAUGGGAUCAUUUCUUGGAGCAUUAUCAAGCCUAUCUGCACCAAAACUUGGUGCUAUAGCUAUACAAGCAGCAAUUGAACGUGCUGGCAUUUCUAAAGAUAAAAUUACCGAAGUGUAUAUGGGAAAUGUUUGUCAAGCUUUUGUGGGUCAAGCACCAGCAAGACAAGCUACGCUAUUUGCAGGUUUUCCUACAUCAACAAUAUGUACAACAGUUAACAAAGUUUGUGCUAGUGGUAUGAAAAGUAUUAUUCUUGCUUUUCAAUCAUUACAAUGUGGGCAUCAAGAGAUUGCUCUUGCUGGUGGUAUGGAGUCAAUGUCUAAUGUACCAUUUUAUCUUCCACGAGGGGGAGUUAAAUAUGGUGGUACAAAACUUGAGGAUGGUAUUGUAUUUGAUGGCUUAACUGAUGUUUAUAAUAAAUUUCAUAUGGGAAAUUGUGCAGAAAAUACUGCUAAAAAAUUAAAUAUUACUCGCCAUGAGCAAGAUCAAUAUGCUAUUAAUAGUUACAAACGCAGUGCAGCAGCAUAUGCAAAUAAAGCAUUCCAAGAUGAACUUGUUUCUGUUACUGUGCCUCGAAAAAAAGGCAGUGAUAUAAUAUUUAAUGAGGAUGAAGAAUAUAAGAAAGUCGAGUUUACUAAAUUUGAUAAACUAAAUACAGUCUUUCAGAAAGAGAAUGGUACUGUAACUGCAGGAAAUGCAUCAACUUUAAAUGAUGGGGCUGCUGCAUUAAUAUUAACAACUACUACUGUUGCAGAAAAAAUGAAUUUAAAACCUUUAGCACGAAUUAUUGCAUUUCAAGAUGCUGCAACUGAUCCCAUUGAUUUUCCUAUUGCACCAUCUUUUAGUAUUUCCAAAUUACUAGAAAAUGCUGAUAUCAAUAAGAAUGAUAUUGCUCUUUGGGAAAUUAAUGAAGCUUUUAGCGUAGUUGUAGUUGCAAAUCAAAAACUACUUGAUCUUGAUUCUAAUAAAGUAAAUAUUCAUGGUGGUGCUGUGUCUCUUGGUCAUCCGAUUGGUAUGUCCGGUGCUCGUAUUGUAGUACAUUUGGUACAUGCUUUAAAAGCUGGGGAAAAGGGUAUUGCAUCUAUUUGCAAUGGAGGCGGUGGUGCUUCAUCAAUUCUACUUGAAAAAUUGUAA
This is a messenger RNA of Eufriesea mexicana, 1274 nucleotides long. It is a transcript of the gene Acat1, whose product is annotated as Acetyl-CoA acetyltransferase 1. Gene Ontology annotation, biological process: fatty acid beta-oxidation. NCBI's taxonomy places the organism in Eukaryota, Metazoa, Arthropoda, Insecta, Hymenoptera, Apidae. The transcript is spliced from 8 exons. Gene Ontology annotation, molecular function: acetyl-CoA C-acetyltransferase activity. Gene Ontology annotation, cellular component: mitochondrion. The coding region runs from base 30 to 1274 and encodes 414 amino acids. The record is from RefSeq and is a predicted model, not a curated record.